GGCUAUGCCACUCCUUAUCUCUUGUCAAAAUUGAACAUGAUUCCAAUGGUUUAAAUAAUGACAUAAAUUUGUCAGAUUAAAUAGAAUAAAUUUAUUUAAAAAAAAAUGAACAGGAAAAUGAAUAAUGGAGAGUACGCAGGAACAUAUCUAGGAGAACCAAUCAUCGAUGGUCUGUCCCGGAAGGCGUUCCAUCAAGUCAUUGGAAACAAUUCAGAUUAUACCAUUCAGUAUAAUAGAAAUAAGUAUGACGAAGAGCCCAGGAACUCUUUUUGGAUAUCCGUGAGCGACUAUCAGUUGGACAGGGCUUACAUUGUCUACCGUUUCUUUCACGAUAUCGGUGGCAUUGUUGCCAAAAGCUUGACGAAAACUAAUCGCAUGUACCUGAAGUACUUUAGUAUGAAGGAUUCCCAAAUCGCGCUUAGCUACGAUGGCCAAAAAAUUGGAUAUGGCGGUGAUAUUCGCGUCAAAGUCAGGGCUGAGAACCUCGUUCCCGAAAAUGCCAUCAUUGAAUUUCUGGAGCAAGGCUCAGACGGUAAUGGCAAUCCCACUGACUAUGAAACAACAGAGACGGCCAUCUUCUAUGUCAAGGAUGAUAAGGACGAGAAGCUUAUCUGUGAUCAACUAAAGAUGGGAAAUAAUGAUGAAAAGGAGGGCAAAAACAAAAAAGUCAGCUUAUCCCAAUGGUUUAAAAAAAAACUAUCUUAUGUGUUCUACUUUUAUUAAAUUCUAAG
Messenger RNA from Drosophila teissieri, 731 nucleotides. RefSeq lists its product as uncharacterized. Bases 106 to 723 code for a protein of 205 amino acids. NCBI's taxonomy places the organism in Eukaryota, Metazoa, Arthropoda, Insecta, Diptera, Drosophilidae. Gene Ontology annotation, molecular function: nucleic acid binding. The transcript has a single exon. The record is from RefSeq and is a predicted model, not a curated record.